Annulohypoxylon maeteangense is the source of this 4030-nucleotide messenger RNA. RefSeq lists its product as uncharacterized. The transcript has a single exon. The record is from RefSeq and is a predicted model, not a curated record. Gene Ontology annotation, molecular function: protein binding; RNA binding. Bases 246 to 3521 code for a protein of 1091 amino acids. Gene Ontology annotation, biological process: RNA processing. NCBI's taxonomy places the organism in Eukaryota, Fungi, Ascomycota, Sordariomycetes, Xylariales, Hypoxylaceae.
AGUCGGUCGCAUACCAAGAAGAGGACAGGUUUGUCGUUUGCCUGACGAGAAGCGCAUCUUUGAGGAACGAAAUUCGCGAAUUUCCAUCACGACCACGACCACGACCACGAUCACGACCACGAUCACGACCACGGUCACGGCUCAACUCGACUUGAGAUCCUACUGAACGACUUCUUGUCCGGCCGUCCAACUGCCGCGAAACACAUGAAGCCAGCCGGGCUUUCUUUGCGCGAUACAAGGAAAAAAUGGCGAACCCCGUGGGUGAGGAUAGUUGGUUAGCUUAUGUCGACGAAGAGAGCCGUCACGCCACCGACCUCGAGGCGCGCGUAAAGGUUGUCGAACUCUUCAAGAAUGCCGUCUCCUCUGAACCCGCAAGUUUAAAGAUCUGGUUGGCCUAUUGCGAAUGGUUUUGGUCGCUCUUUACCGAUUGCCAGUCGAGUGAAGCUGGAUGGCCCGAGGAAGAACAGCAGCUAGGUCGCGACCUAUUCUCAUUCGAUGCUGCCUUGAGUCUUUGGAGUGAAGGCUAUGAUGCUAUAAAGUAUCGUAUUAACGACAGCCAUGAAUUCUGGAACCGCUGGGUUUCGAUCGAACUUGAACAGUUGGCUAGGACUAGAACCCCCGUCGGUGUCAAGCGCAUCUCACAUCUCUUCCGCGACCGCCUCCAGGUUCCCCAUUCUACCUGGGAAAACACGUCGCAGAUGUUUUCUAGUUUCCUAAGCACAUACAACAACGCCGCUUACGAGUCCGAAUUCAAGGAAGUGACUGCCAUUGCUCAGGAUGCCAAAGUCGCAUACGAAAUCCGAGAACCGUAUGAACUGAGGCUAAAUAGGGCUAUCAAGUCGGGUGACCAAGAAUUGCAGAGGGCUAUCAUGAAAGAAUACCUAGGUUGGGAGAUGUCGCAGAUCAAGAAGGCAAGGAAUCCAGUGCUGACCGUCUCGCUUUGUCUCGGGCUGUUUGCGAGAGUCCUCGGCGGUAUACUCGCUUUCGACGACGACGCGUGGAGCGACGCGGCCAUUUACUUGUCUGCAAUACAGCACCGAGCCAGGACAUCACAGGCCCAAUUGCCCGUGCCCAAUCUGCUGGAUUUCUAUCAGCGGGCUACCUCUCACUGUCCUUGGUCUGGCCCUCUCUGGUCGCGAUAUAUCCUAACUGCGGAAGAAGCCGGUUGGUCUUUUCAUAAUGUCGAGGCGAUCAAGCACGCUGCUACGAACACGAAGGCCCUUGAUAAGAACGGCAUGGCUGGUAUCUUAGAUAUGUAUACUGCUUGGUGCGGCUUCUUGAAGCGGACCGCCAUGGACCCUAACGCUCCCGAGGAUGCAGCUGAUGUUGCCGAAGUUGGUUUGCUGGCCGCACUUGAGGAUGUUGAUUUGUGGGGACGACGUCUCUAUAAAGACGCAUAUCGAGGAGAUCCUAACUACAGAUUACAGCGUAUUCUCAUCCAAUAUCUUACAGAAGUAAAGGGCGAAAUUGACGAAGCACGAAACCAUUGGGACCGUAUGGCCAACCAGUCUCUCCUCGCCGACAGCUACGACUUCUGGCUCAAUUAUUACCUCUGGGAGAUGAUCAUCUACUCCUCCAAACCGAAACCCCGAAGCCCCACUCCAGCAACGCCGGUAGGCAGCACUUCGACAAAGGUCUCACGGGUUCCCGGCGUCGCUACAAGUGUCUUAGAACGUGCCAUCGCCCGGGCAACACUCGAUUGGCCUGAACGGGUUAUGGAGGUCUAUCUCCAGCAUUGUAAUGAUUACGAGAGGCCCGAGGUUCUCCAUCACGCGCUUGAUGUGGUUUACAAAGCUCGACAGGAGGUUGCUAAGCGCCGUGAGCGAGAGAAUGCCGAAGCUGCUGCCGCUUACGCCGCCCAGAUGCAACAAACACAGACAGCCCCCGACACAACUGCAGAAGAUGCCCCGGUGCCUAUGUCGCCUUCUGGUUUUAAGAGGAAACGAGAAUCUACACCAGGAGAUAUGUCGCUGGGAGUGAACAAGCGGGUGAAGAGCGUGGAGAUUGAAAACUCUAACAAUGUCUCCAAUGAGCAGCAACUCAAGCGUGAUCGAGAAAACACAUCUGUCAUGGUUACAAACUUGCCGGCGGACGUAACGCAGACGGCUAUUCGCAAGUACUUCAGAGAGUAUGGACACAUUAACAACCUGGAUCUUCACAGGGAGACGGAUAGUGAAUCUAGUUCUGUCCUGAUAGAGUUCAGGUCUACGCAAGAUGUGAAAUCAGCUCUCCUACGAGACCAGAAGUAUUUCAGCCAAAACCAGAUCAGUGUUAAACCAGGUACCGGCUUAACGCUCUUCGUCUCCAAUUACCCCCCUACUGCAGAUGAAUCAUACAUCCGUAGCCUGUUCAAGGAUUGCGGCGAGGUUUUCAGCGUUCGCUUCCCAUCUCUCAAGUUUAAUACCCAUCGACGCUUUUGCUAUGUCUCGUUUAGGGACCAAGACACCGCUUAUAAGGCGACGCUACUCGAUGGGAAAGUCAUAGAAGGCCAGUUUAAGCUGCAAUCUAAGUACUCCGAUCCUUCACACAAAAAAGACCGCGAGGGUGCUGUUGCGGAAGCACGUGAAGUUCGAGUAAAAAACAUCGACUCGUCUGCGGACGAAAAUGACCUCCAAGAUGUGUUCAUCAAGUACGGCAAGGUCACUAAUGUGCGAAUAGUCAAAAAUAUAGGCGGAAAGAACAUUGGCACUGCUUACGUAGUAUUCGAGACGAAAGAGGAAGCAGAGAAAGCCCUCCAACUUGACAAGACCAAGUUCAAGUCUCAGAUUCUUUCAGUGGAACUCAGCAAGGAGACGAACUUCAAGCCGUUUGCCACGAACCGAGGUGACCGGAUAUCUGCGUCCCCUGCUCCUAGUGGGAAUAGUGACAUAGUGAUGGCGGAUGGAUCUAGUGAAUCCAACGGCAACGGCCCAAAGCCAGACCGAAAAGAGAUCCAGCAACGCACGAUAGCUAUCUGGAAUGUACCGGACACCGUCAAUGAUGCACGCGUUCGGGCUGUCGUAAAAAAUCAUGGCGAGAUCGUGAAAUUAGUGCUUCGACCUGACCACCAAGGCGCUAUAAUCGAAUUUAAGGAUGCCGCGAUGGCUGGACGUGCCGCAUUGGGGUUGGAAGGAUACGAAAUCGUAUCCGGUCGCAGGAUUCACACCGGUAGCGUGGAUGAGUUAUUUAAGCAGACAAGUGAGAAAAGACAAGACAAAAUUGUUACAGGCAAAGGCAAGCCAGCCAACCAUAAGGGUGGAUCCAAAGAGCCAAGUUUUAUGCCACCUACUCAGACUGUUCGGAGACCAGUCCCCGGAGGUCGAGGUGGACCGAAGCGGGGACUCGGCUUCGUUACGUCGAAGAAGGAUGGUAGUAAGGAGGACCGCCAAGUCACAGUUUUGAACGGAACGGCUCCCGUCGUAAAAGCUAAGAGCAAUGCAGAUUUCAAGGCUCUGUUCUUCAAAUCCGAGAAUGGAGAUAAUGGUGGUAAGAAGGACGGGAAUACUGGUGCCGUCAAUAAUCAGAUGAACGGGCACAAUUAGAAGAGAAGGAUGGUGGACGUUACAUAUAAAUCUUCCCUCGUAUGAUGCAUACCUACAUACAUACGAUCAAAAGGUGGUCAGGCGAUAACGGGAGCAUAUUUUCGGCGUGGCGGAUCGAAUAACGAUGGUCGAUCGAGUUGAAAUUUCUUUCUUGAUACCCCUGGUAUUGGUGUUAAUUAAUUACGUUUGGAGCGAGAAUGGAAUAGUGAAGACAGACACGUUUUGGCGAAGUAAAAGAGUAAAAUGAGGAGGUGGGUUGGGGGGGAAGGGGGGACAUGAGAGGCUUAAUGGACAGGUAUGACAUUCAUGGCAUCAAUCAUCAUCAUCAUCAUUCAUCGGUUUUACGGUUUUUGGUUUCGGUUCGGUUCGGGUUUAAAAGGGUCUGACCAUAUGACAGAAGUGGAAUGAAUGGAAAGGGGAUUUGCAUCAUUUGGUCGGCUCGGUGUUUAUUGAGGACUUCAUUUACCGUUGAUCACCACCAAAUCGGUUGCUUGUUUUCAGAAUGAGGC